Acaulospora morrowiae is the source of this 174-nucleotide messenger RNA. The record is from the annotation of a GenBank genome assembly. Lineage: Eukaryota; Fungi; Glomeromycota; Glomeromycetes; Diversisporales; Acaulosporaceae.
CACCCUGUCACGGGUUUAAACUUCGCUUCCUUGUACCCUAGCAUAAUUAUGACUUACGACCUCUCACCAGAGAAGAUGAUCUCAACACUUUCCGAAGCAAAUGAGUUAAAGAGAAAAUAUAACGGUAAACCUGGACCAUACGGCAUGAAAAUAAACCUGAUCAGAAAGCUAAGG